AUGGAUCCUGUUGUCUAUCAACAGUCGCCCCUGGCCGACUAUCUCAAUGACGAGGAUGACGAGUCUCACGAGGGCUGGGCUGAGGCCGACAGCCAGCCCGAGCGACCGGCUUCGACCCGAUCCGACAUCUCGCCACCUGCAAGUCCAUCGCGGUUUGCGCCCACCGGGAGACCUCUCCGACACAGCUUUCACGCCUCUACGAGCCCUGCGAAGGAACUACUCGGUAUGGCUUCCAACUUCCCCUUCCCCGACUGCCACUCUAACCUCGGGUUUCAGGCCGCAGUCGCAGCCAGCAUGGAUAGAGCCGAUAACGAAAAAUUCCUGGAGCAAUUUCGAUACAUGAUAAUAGCGUCGCAGCUGCUGAGCGGGCAUACAGUUGCAGCUCGCCGGCACGCCGGGGCAGAAGCACUGGGCCCAGCAAUUGAAAGUAACCAAUCGCUCCUGUCAAACGAAGGAAUUAUCGCGUCUAUACUGGGUGCCUUGGCUAUUGCUGUGGUACUAAGCUGGAUCUUUGGGCAUAAGAAGGACUCUUAUGUCACUAAAAAGCGUCUCGUUCUUUUGGUGGCCUUGCUCGCUGCAUCUGGAGCGCUUGGGCAGGUCUAUGUUCGACGGCAGUGGCUCCAGUACCGAAGAGAGCAGUCCUUGUCCGAGUUGAGUGGGUUCAUUAUCAACUCGCACGAGUUUGACAGUGUUGUUGAGGCUACUCUGGCAUUGGUCCAAGAAGUCGAGCUGGUCUCGCGAGGCUUAAGCAGUAGCGCGCCGCUUCCACCAGUUAGCCGCAUCGAAGACCGAUCGCAAAAUCGAAAGUGCCUUCGCCUGCGAAAGGCCUUGAGGACGGGCAUGGCCGAGGUGUUUCAACAAUACGACAGUGUAGCCACGCUGAUCCAAGGGUUCUCUGAACAGACCGAAUUGGAGAAAUACUACGACAUGUACGACAUUAGCGACUUUGAUAUUCAAGAUGCCCGCCAAGGCUACAUCGAGAAUGAAUUUGAAGACGCAGAGUCUUUACGCACAUUGAAGAUCUUAGCUGCCCGAUUAUAUACUGAGCGAAAGAUGCUACUUUGUGCCAUGCUGGCUCUAGACGCCAGCGGAGAGAGCAAUGACUUGCUGCGCUGGACUGCGGCAGUAGAGGCAUUGCAGGUAUUGAACAAGGCGACAAAAGCCGCGUGUAAAAAAAUCCAAGACAUUCUUGGCGAAGAGCAGUCAUUUCCCAUUCCCCCAACCCCAAAAAUUCCCCUGACGCCGGGUCGAGAACGCUGGCGCGCACAACUACGAAAACUCGGAUCUUUAUCCACUGGUAUCCGCGGCUUGCAGGCCAAGCUACACCUGCUGCGAGAGGAAUCCGAUAGAGCUCUCGAUGACUCGAAUGACAUUUCGGAGAUUGGGCCCAACCUCAUGGCCCAAUACGAUUCGAUCGGUUUCGACCUGAAAGAAUUGAUGGCGGCAUGGGAAGAGGGCAAGAACGCACUGGCGGUCGGUAUCGAUAGGAACGAAAAACGGCUGUCAUCUAUGAGUACUCUCAUGUCACCGCGCAGCUCCAUGAGUGGCAUGACAGCUGCUGAAGACGGCAACGCCGCAGACGCCUUCAAAGCGCUGACAGGCGAAUCCCCCACGCGCUCGGAAAAGGACUCUCCUAGAGUAGACCCCGAGGUCUUUGAAGCAGUGGCCAUUCCCAGACCCCGGAGCAUGCUUACUAGAGAAGAACGCCUGGUAAAGAUGAAGGAAGACCGAGAGCAAAAGGCACAGGCCCGGCAGCAAAUAGAUGCCACACGAGGCAUGCUGCGCGAACUCGAGACUGUCAUCAACCUUCGUCCGAAGAACCGUCUCAGCACUCCGGCCGAACACACAUCGAAUCGUGUUGUUUCGAUGUAG
Molecule: messenger RNA, 1872 nt
Organism: Cordyceps militaris CM01
Lineage: Eukaryota; Fungi; Ascomycota; Sordariomycetes; Hypocreales; Cordycipitaceae
Exons: 5
Coding region: 1-1872 (623 amino acids)
Biological process (GO): cell-cell adhesion
Cellular component (GO): plasma membrane
Molecular function (GO): myosin binding
Source: RefSeq, a predicted model, not a curated record